This is a messenger RNA of Poecilia latipinna (sailfin molly), 2489 nucleotides long. RefSeq names its product cyclin-dependent kinase-like 1. Lineage: Eukaryota; Metazoa; Chordata; Actinopteri; Cyprinodontiformes; Poeciliidae. Gene Ontology annotation, molecular function: ATP binding; protein serine/threonine kinase activity. Bases 204 to 1292 code for a protein of 362 amino acids. Gene Ontology annotation, biological process: protein phosphorylation. The record is from RefSeq and is a predicted model, not a curated record. The transcript has 9 exons. Gene Ontology annotation, cellular component: nucleus.
CUUAUUUUCUCCAUGGUUACAGAACGUGAACUUACGUACGUGUUUACGUUUACGUAGCAAUCUUGGUGCGUUUGUUUAACCUUUUAUGCUAAUUGUACAACUUUUCUAAAUAGCCAAAAGAAACCUACUCCAUUUGUCAGACUUUUAAAUAACGUUGGGCAACUCCUCGACAUUAGCUCUACUGUCUAAUAGUAACUUGAAAGAUGGAGAAAUAUGAAAAACUGGCCAAAAUUGGCGAGGGCUCCUAUGGUGUGGUGUUCAAGUGCAGGAACAAAGAAACAGGCCAGAUAGUUGCCAUCAAGAAGUUUGUGGAGUCUGAAGAUGAUCCUGUCAUCAAAAAGAUUGCACAGCGAGAAACUCGUAUGCUUAAGCAGCUUAAACAUGUGAAUUUGGUCAACCUGUUGGAAGUCUUCAGGAGAAAAAGACGGCUCCAUUUGGUGUUUGAGUUCUGCGAACAGACGGUCCUCAAUGAGCUGGACAAACACCCCGAAGGGGUCCCGGAGGCUCAGCUGAAAAGCAUCGUGUGGCAGACUCUGCAAGCUGUGAACUUCUGUCACAAGCACAACUGCAUCCACCGUGACGUAAAGCCAGAGAACAUCCUCCUCACUAAAAGCGGCGUCAUCAAGCUGUGUGACUUUGGCUUCGCCCGCAUUCUGACUGGACCAGAGGAUGACUACACAGACUACGUGGCGACCCGCUGGUACCGGGCCCCGGAGCUGCUAGUUGGGGACACUCAGUAUGGACCCCCGGUGGAUGUUUGGGCUGUUGGAUGCGUCUUUGCAGAGCUUCUAAGCGGGAACCCUCUCUGGCCCGGGAAGUCUGACGUUGACCAGCUGUACCUCAUCCGAAAAACUCUCGGUGACUUGAUUCCUCACCACCAACAGAUUUUCCGUUCCAAUGUUUUCUUUUCUGGAGUCAGUAUUCCUGAACCGGACACAAUGGAGCCUUUGGAAAGGCGAUUCUAUGGAGCGUCUGCCCAAGCUCUGACAGUCAUGAAGUCCUGCCUGGUGAUGGACCCGUCCCUGCGGCUGUCCUGUGAGGAGCUGCUGGAGCUGCCAUACUUUCAGGAUGAGGGCGGGGCCAACUGGGGCCGUGAAGUGGAGCGCCCUGGGAGGAGGCAUGACAAGGCGUCCCGGCGCAGACAAGCUGGGGUAAAGACUUCUUCAUCAGACUUCAGUGGUGGACAAAGUACUUCGAGUACUUCAGUAAAAGUAUUGGUGCUCAUGGUAAAAUCCUGCUUAACUGCAAGUAAAAGUUGCUCGAUCAAAAGUUUGCCCAAGUUAAAGUACUGAAGUACUUAGUUUUGAAAAUACUCAAGUAUUCAAAAGUGUUGAGCGAUAAACCAAUAAUAUAUAUUGUGAUAGAUGGGUGAUCAAUAUCAAUAGAUAAUGCGUCUGAAAGAAUUUUUAAUAAUCUCACUGAACUCAGAUCCAGAACCGCACUGCAUUCUGGGAGAUGUAGGCAGAGGAAAUGCUUUAGCCGCUCAGCCUUUCACGGCUAACUAAGCUAGGUUGGUGGAAUCGACUGACUCUCUCACUCUUUGGUUACCUAGCAACUCACUCACUCUUUGGUUACCUAGCAACAGCCUGUCCAGUAACUUGCGCAGCAGCAGUUUAAUGUUUUGCCACCUCAUAGCUCCUUAAAAAACAACACCGUGGAGUAAAAACUGGAUUAAAUAGGAAAGAUAACUCCACCAGUUUGCCAGUUUUUCAAAUAUUUAAAGAAAAAAAAUCUAAUCGAUAUCGACUGACAGGAAACUCUUAUAUCGUGAUAUGUUUUUCAGCCAGAGUCCAGGCCAAGUACAAAUUAUAUUUUCUUAUAUCAGUACUGUGUUGUAUUGUUUUCUGAAUGCUUCCACAGAAUCUUGUAACUUGCUGAAACCACCUGGUGAUGUACUGACCCGGAGGACGAAUCUGCUAAAAACGUCUGCACCACCUGUAAAAAAUGCUUUUUUAAACUUACUCAAGCCUCACAGAAGGAAAAAGAGGAGAAACUUUUAGGACCAUUGUAGAUAUAAAAAACUGAGUAAAUUUCAGCAAAAAAUCUCAGAGAAAAAAAACAUGGAAAUUUUUUCUCAAAUUUGUCAGAUUAAUCUCUAUUUUGUUUUUGAGUUUUUUUAUAGAAAAUCUUCAACUCAUCAAAACUCUGAAUUGUCUCAACUUUUUCUCAACAUUUUCUGAGAUUAAUCUAAAAAUUUCUGAGCAUUUUUUUCUGUAAACAUUUCCCUGAUAGUUGUAGGAAAGGUUUUUUGGGGAAAAUUUACUCUUCCUCCUCUUUAUUUCUACAAUAUUCCUGACACGGUGUUGUAUUAUGCUGAGCCAAUAGGAACCAGAACCGAUGAGCAAACCAGAACUGAAGUGGAGUCAAAAGUUCUAAGUUUCCCAAAAAAAUAAAUACACAAGUGAAGGAAAGAUACUCAAGAAAUGUACUUGCGUACAGUACUCAAGUAAAUGUGCUCUGUUUCUGUUGUCCAGUUGAAAUGCACUUUU